Podarcis raffonei (Aeolian wall lizard) is the source of this 2125-nucleotide messenger RNA. RefSeq lists its product as uncharacterized. The coding region runs from base 111 to 1904 and encodes 597 amino acids. The record is from RefSeq and is a predicted model, not a curated record. NCBI's taxonomy places the organism in Eukaryota, Metazoa, Chordata, Lepidosauria, Squamata, Lacertidae. The transcript is spliced from 30 exons. Gene Ontology annotation, molecular function: oxidoreductase activity, acting on metal ions.
GCCACCCAGUUCUUCCCUGCUAUUUGUUACAUUGCUCUCAGAGUCCUACACUACAAGGUUGCAGGACAGAGCCACAAGUACCAAGGCUGACCAGAAACAGGAUUAUUAAGAUGGAGAAGUAUUAUUCCUUCGUGGUCAUUUUUUGUGCUGUCUUCCUGCCCAAGGCCCUUGGAUUUCCAUACAAAGAUGUUUCAAUAGAUUGUUUCUCCAUGUUGCCGAAUUGUGGAGGAGGACCACAGACAUCUACUCCACCUUAUGUCGUCUCUGUAUCAUUUGAUAGAUACGAUCCAGGAAAUGAAAUACAAGUGACUCUAGAAGGAACGUCGUCUGCUGGAUUCACAGCAUUUAUGGUACAGGCUCGGGAAAUUGAUGGCAAUGUUCCCGUUGGCAUGUUUCGCAUCAGGGAUCCAAAUACGCAAGGCUACCCAUGUGCCAACAUGACGAAUUCAGCAGUAAGUCACACGAAUCCCAGCGUAAAACGCAAAGUCACAACUACAUGGGUUGCUCCUCAGGGUACGAAUAAGAUUCGCCUUAUGGCUACUUUUCUUCAAGAUUAUGAUACCUAUUGGGUUGGCGUUCAUAGCAAAACUCUCUCACCCAGAUUUUCAGAAGUGGCUAAUAUUUCCAAACCCAUCAAUGAUUCCAAACCCAUCAGUGAUUCCAAACCCAUCAAUGUUUCAAUGGCAGCCAAUAGCUCAGACCUAGCCAAUGAUUCUGUGGCAUCAACAGUUUCUGAUAUUACCGAUGAUUCUGAGGAGUACGAUGACGAUUUUGAUUUCAAUACCCUCCUUGGUGACACUGAGGCAGUUUAUGACAAUGAGAUACCUGUUGAUUCUGAGGCGACGCCGGACUCCAGAACAGAAAAUGCCACAGAAAAGAGCAGGAGGAAGUCCGUUCUGACUGUGAAUGUCAACUGUGGCGAGGCUGGAGCAGUACAGUCAAGCAGUGGUGGUUGUGUCAAGAGUACACAAGGAUCAUCGCAGAGCAGUGGCAGUGAAGCCAAGGUCAUAGUGGUCAAAGAAGGAAGCAGCAGUGGAAGCGGCUGUGGUGGGGGAGGAGUUGCAGGCGUGUACAACAAAUUUGGCUGCAGAGAUAAUGCAGCUGCUUCCGGCAGUCAGUCUUCAUAUGGCCAGUCGGUUUCCACCAGCAAAGUAAAGGUUGUGACCUACCCAGACAGCAAACCUUUCCCACCUGAGCGUGAUUCUACUUAUCCAUCGAAAAUUGCUAACGCUGGUGGAAUAAUCUAUUCCCAGGGUUCCAGACCUCAAGGUGGUUCAUCAGAAACUGUUCGUAUUACCGUACAGGAGGGUGGGAAAGGUGGUCCGGCUUGUGAUAAGACUUCAUCCUCCUAUAACGUCAAGAUUUGUAAUCAGAACCAGCUUUCAAACUCGCAGAGUACCAGCUCCUUCGGCGGCACACAGGGUUUGAAACCUCAGGGUGGCUCAUCAGAAACUGUCCGUGUUACCAUCCAGGAGGGUCGGCCUUCAGGAUCACAGGGCGGUAGCUCUGUUAGCAUACAGGGGGGUCAGCCUUCAGGAUCACAGAGCGGUAGCUCUGUUAGCAUACAGGGCGGUCAGCCUUCAGGAUCACAGGGCGGUAGCUCUGUUGGCAUACAGGGCCAGUCUUCAAGCUCACAGGGCAGCAGCUCCUCUGGCAAACAGCAGGGUGGAUCUUAUUCAGCCGGUGGCAGUCCCUGCGGCAAGGGGAUUACAUAUGACAGCAAUCCCUGCAACCAGGGCCAAGCAUCACCGCCUUCAUCAUCAUCAUCUUCAUCAUCAUCAUCUUAUUCAUCGUCGUCUUCUUCACAAAGCACCUAUGGCCAGGGUGGCUCACAAUAUCAAGGCAACCCCAACGCUUGUCCUCCGGGGAUAGAUACUUCUUCCUACAACAAAAACAGAUGCUGAGUGCAAUAAAGUGUUGAAACAGGAAACCGGUCUGGAGAGGAAGAAUAUAAUUCAAUAGUCACGAGAGCAACUGGAAUUUCUCAAAGUUCAAAUACAUUGCAAAAUUACCUGUCUGCGAGACACCUCCCUGACACCUCACGCUGCAGAACAGAAAUGUUCGUGUUUUCACAAGUCAAAACCAGGAGUCGUGAAGUGAAAUAAAAACAACUUUUUCCUUAAAA